Haemonchus placei is the source of this 351-nucleotide messenger RNA. NCBI's taxonomy places the organism in Eukaryota, Metazoa, Nematoda, Chromadorea, Rhabditida, Trichostrongylidae. The record is from the annotation of a GenBank genome assembly.
GGUCAACGAGUGAAGAAAAUCCUCUAUCCGGAGCAGUGUGCAAAUCUUCUCGAAGGAGACACAAUCGUUGAACUCGAUGGACGGAAUGUCCGAGCGAUACCUCAUACACAACUUGUCGACAUGCUCAGGGAGUGUCCAGUGAAAUCGAUACUUCCGGGAGGUCUGGCAGCUGAAGAUGGAGUACUACAACCUGGUGACGUGCUGGUACGAGUGAAUGGCGAGCUACUGCUUGGUGCCUCUCAGUCAGAUGCCUGUCGAAUUUUUGUGAAUAUCCCUGUAGGCGAUCCAGUUGCUAUACAAGUUUGCCGCGGCUAUCCACUACUGUUGGAUCCGUCGAAUCGGGUGAGAUAA